AUGGUCUUCGCAUUGCAGAGCGCCGACGAUCCAGAAUCGAACGCGAUUUUAUCGUCAUGCCAAUGUAGAAAUCAAACAAUAAGAUGUGCAUCCAGCAUCCAUUCGAAUAUCGUUAGAAGCAAGAGUCCUGAUUUGCAGAAUAUUGUUGAAGAUAAAUCCUUUCCAGCAUUCCUUUUCGAUAAAUUCGAUUCAUUCGGCAGCAAACCAGCAAUGAUUGAUGGAAUCACUGGAAAGCAAUACACUUACCCACAACUGCAAGAAAUGGUAAUUAAAUUGGGCUCAGCGUUGACAAAGCUUGGCUUCAAGAAAGGAGAUGUGUGUGCUCUAUUUUGUCAUAAUAUUGCAGAAUAUCCUAUUUUGUAUCUGUCUGUAUUAUCUCUGGGUGGUAUAUGCACGUUAAUAUCUAGUAUGGCAACCGUCCCUGAGUUGAACUACCAGUUGAAAGACACAAAAGCUCAAUAUAUUUUCACGGUUCCUGCCUUUUCCCCUACUGCAAAAGAAGCAGCAAAGCAGUGUGGAUUAAAAGAAGUGAUUGUAGUUGGUGAGGCGGAGGGCUGUAGACCAAUCUCUAAGCUUUUUGAAGAUGAUGGGAAAGCAUUUCCAAACGAUGUUGUGAUCGACCCAAAAGAAGACGUGGCGGUAUUACCAUAUUCUAGUGGCACCACAGGCUUACCAAAAGGCGUUAUGUUAACUCAUUUCAACCUAUCUGUGAACAUACAGCAACUGGUUGACACGCCAGGGUGUUACGAUAUCACUUCUGAUGACAACAUAUUUGGUCUUGCACCGUUUUUCCACUUGCUGGGAUUUAAUAUUGUUUUAGGUCCUUCCCUUUACGCUGGGGCGACUGUAAUAAGUUUGCCACAAGCAGAACCAAAGGUGGUUCUAGAGACACUGCAAAAUUUCAAGAUUACGAAACUGGCUACAGUUCCUUCUCUGGUUUUAUUUUUCGCCAAAGACCCUAUUGUUGACAGUUACGAUAUAUCGUCUUUAAAUUAUAUUACGUGCGGAGGCGCACCUCUCUCAGAGGACGUUGAAAAUAUUUUCCAUGAGCGUCACGAAAGAAGGAGAAUUCGAAUAAACCAAGGUUACGGCCUGACAGAGACCAGUCCUGUCGUAACCAUUUCCUCAACAAAAGCUUGGCGAGGAGGAUCUUCUGGAGUCGUUGUCCCCAGUACUGAAGUUAAGGUGACCGAUUUAUACACUGGAGAAGCAGUGGGCGCAAAUAAGAAAGGUGAAAUCUGCAUCCGAGGUCCCCAAGUAAUGAAAGGAUACUACAACAAUCCUGAAGCAACAAGCGAAGCCAUCGACUCUGAUGGCUGGUUCCGUUCUGGUGAUAUCGGAUACUAUGAUUCUGAUGAGUUUUUCUAUAUCGUUGAUCGUUAUAAAGAACUAAUCAAAUACAAAGGUUACCAGGUUGCACCAGGGGAGCUCGAAGCGACGUUAAUUGCCCAUCCAAAAAUCCAAGAUGCCGCCGUUAUCGGUAUCCCUGAUGAAAAAUGCGGCGAACUUCCAAAAGCUUUCGUUGUCGCAAAAGAUGUAAGCGAAGAAGAAGUAUACGGUCAUAUGGAGAAGAACCUCGCUCCAUACAAAAAGCUUCGUGGUGGCAUAGAAUAUAUUGACGAGAUCCCAAAAUCAGCGAGUGGGAAAAUAUUAAGAAGAGUUUUAAAGGAGCGGGAUUUAUCGAAGUAGCCAGUUAAUAUGUGUAUUUCUCUGCCUAUGAGAUGUACCAACACACGUACAGCAACAUUUGCAUUAUUUAGAUAUCAUUAGUAAUAAUUAUGUUAAGCACAUUCCAGCAUAUUUUGAACCAUAUACUGAGCACCACUAUAUAGGGGUCCAUAUUUUGGCAUAUGCAAUCUUACCAAUGUCGAAUAUACCUUAAUCGGAUAUACUCAACCUUACCAAGGUCGAAUAUAAAACAUUCCGCUAUAAUCGACUUUCACUGUUUUUUAUUAAAGGAACACCAAAUGCAUGGUUUUCGGUGCAGGAUAGCAUGAUACUGCACGCGCGGGAUAUUGCGAGACUUUCGGAAAGCGUUAAAAAGCACGAGCCGUGUCUUGGUCUUGCUUUUUUUUUUUGUUAGACCCUAAAAAGUCCUGACCACAUCCGAGUUUCCCU
This is a messenger RNA of Dendronephthya gigantea, 2118 nucleotides long. Its product is annotated as 4-coumarate--CoA ligase-like. The coding region runs from base 1 to 1689 and encodes 562 amino acids. NCBI's taxonomy places the organism in Eukaryota, Metazoa, Cnidaria, Anthozoa, Malacalcyonacea, Nephtheidae. The record is from RefSeq and is a predicted model, not a curated record. The transcript is spliced from 8 exons. Gene Ontology annotation, molecular function: CoA-ligase activity.